AUGUUAGAGCACAUGUCACGGCGCUCCCGUUCUCUCCUCUCCCUCUCCCUGACCUCCCUGGCCUUGGCCCUGUCUGUCUUAGCGUUCUGCACCUCCUACUGGUGUGAAGGCAUGCACAAGGUGGUCAAGCCACUCUGCCUGUCUCCCGUCAAGAUGAAGAACUGCGGGCAGAACAACAGCCAGCCUUACACCACAGAGAGUCCCACGGUGGACCCCAGGAAACCCCCGUCGAACGUGACCCUGUCUCCGAAGCAGAAGGAGGAGCUGGCCAGGAUCAGGCAGAAGAAACUGGCCAAUGCUGUGCACUACAUCUGGGAGACAGGAGAGGACAAGUACAUGCUUCGUUACUUCCACACUGGCUUCUGGCUCUCCUGUGAGAAACACAACGAUGGAGUGGGAGAGAAGUGUCGAAGCUUUAUUGAGCUGACUCCUGGAGAAACUCAGGGAGUCCUGUGGCUGUCUGUGAUAUCGGAGUUUGCCUACAUUAGCCUGCUGGCCAUGGGGUUCCUGCUGAUGUGGGUGGAGAUGCUUUUUCUGUGUUUGAACAGAGAGAUGUUUGCACUCAAGGUCAACGCAUUCGCUGCCAUCUGCACCGUCCUGUCUGGCAUGAUGGGAAUGGUAGCCCAUAUGAUGUACACCACGGUGUUUCAGAUGACCGUCAGCAUCGGCCCAAAGGACUGGAGACCCCAGACCUGGGACUACGGCUGGUCAUUUGCGAUGGCCUGGAUCUCUUUCAGCUGUUGCAUGGCGGCAGCGGUCUUCACGCUGAACUCCUACACUAAGACACUGAUCGAGAUGAAGCACCGCGCCCGCAUACGCCUGGAGGAGGCCCGCGCCGCAAGCCACGCCCCUCCCUACGACGAGGUCAUCACAGCGGGCGGGGCCAGCGUCUACUCGGUCAGCCAGUUGCUCCAGCACUGCCAGCAGGGCACGCUGAUGGAUGCUAUGUGGCCUCAGGGGGCGGAGGGUUCGGUGGGCGGGGCGGUGGUGGCUGGGGUGGAUCCCCAUGAACUGGUGCUGGUGGGUGGAUGUGGAACGGAGGGAUGUGAGGACUGUGAAAGAGAGAUGGAUGAGAUGGAGGACGCGCUGGAGAGAGAGGAGAGAGAGGGGGAUGAUGCCAUGUGCUGA
Molecule: messenger RNA, 1128 nt
Organism: Chanos chanos (milkfish)
Lineage: Eukaryota; Metazoa; Chordata; Actinopteri; Gonorynchiformes; Chanidae
Product: germ cell-specific gene 1-like protein
Exons: 6
Coding region: 1-1128 (375 amino acids)
Cellular component (GO): plasma membrane
Source: RefSeq, a predicted model, not a curated record